UCCCAGCUGAAGGUGACAAAAUGAUAGACCUGCAAAAACUUUUUAUUUUUCAAAAGAGUGACUAUUUUUGAUUUAACUCAAGGUGCGGCUGUAAAAAAGUAGAAGGAAUUGACACCAUAUAAAAGAAUAUCCUCGAGUACAACCUUUUUUUCUAAAAAGAACACAAUAAAAAUAUUUGCAACACAAAGUGGUAUUUUUUGUUUUAGUUGCCGCCACUGAUAGAUUGGAUUUAGUACAAAAUCAUGUCUUCGCCGGUGGUUCAAUUGAAAGAAAGACUGUUCCAUUUCACCAUAGCAAUAACCUUCUUUGCAUCAGGGUUGGUUAUAAAUGCUAUGCAACUGAUUCUUCUUCUGACAGUUAAACCCAUCAAUAAAUGGCUCUUCCGAAAACUAAUGUACUAUUUAUGCUAUUCCUUGUAUUCACAAUUAACCUUCGUAAGCGAUUGGUUCUCCAACAGUAAAAUUAAUGUUUACAUGGACGCCGAGGACGAGAAAAAAUAUUGCGGAAAAGAGAAUGUACUGCUAAUUAUGAACCAUUCAUAUGAAAUUGAUUGGUUAGCCGGAUGGAUGUUCACUGAGAAGGUUGGCGUUUUGGGCAAUUGCAAGGCCUAUGCCAAGAAAGUUAUUUCGUAUGUGCCCGUAAUUGGAUGGGCUUGGAAGUUUGCCGAAUUUGUCUUCCUGGAACGCUCCUUUGACAAGGAUAGGGAAAUUAUAGCACGACAACUGAAGGAAGUUUAUGCGUAUCCCGACCCUACAUGGUUGCUUCUAAAUGCAGAAGGCACGCGCUUCACAGAAAAGAAACAUGAGGCUUCCGUAAAAUUUGCCCAAGAACGUGGUAUGACCGUUUUGAAACACCAUUUGAUACCCCGCACCAAGGGUUUUACCGCCAGUUUGGAAAGUUUACGUGGUCGGUGCCCUGUUGUAUAUGACAUCAAUUUGGCCUUUAAAAAAGAUGCAGUGAAUCCACCUACCUUGUCAACACUUAUGAGUGGCAAACCUGUUGAGGGAUACAUGUUCGUCAGACGCAUCCCCUUAGAGACUGUGCCAGCCGAUGAGGAAAAAGCAGCAGCAUGGUUACACAAUCUAUUCAUUGAAAAGGAUAGAAUCAUCGAAAGCUUCCACACAACUGGUAGCUUCUUCAAAACAUCGGGCUUUAAAGAAACGGCGUGCAAAAUCUAUCCCAGACGAUUAAGUACCCUCCUGAACUUUGUCUUUUGGUUUUUACUCUCUAUUUCUUCGAUUCUCUAUUAUUUAAUAUCUUCAUUGAUAUUGAAAAAUUGGAUUGGACUAUCCAUUGCCCUCUCCAUCCUUGCCAUAUUCUAUUUCUUUAUGGUGAAAGCCAUAAAUAUGUCAAAAAUCAGCAAGGCAUCAAAUUAUGGAGCUGAAGCAAAUAAAACUCAAAAGAAUUAAAUGAUAUUCCUACAACGGACCGACGACCAUCCAGUACGGCGAGAAAGCUUGUUUCUUCUCUGUAUAGUAAAAAUGCACAACUCAUUUAAAAAUGAAUAUUUUACGCCGAAAACUAACGUACAAUUUAUUUUGCAAUUAUACAAGAUGUGUAUUUAAAAGCCAAAAAUCUACAAAAAAUAUAUUUCUAUAUUUAUAUACAUAUUGAUAAAUAUAUAAAUACAUAUGUGUACACUUAACAUGAAAACGA
This is a messenger RNA of Stomoxys calcitrans (stable fly), 1656 nucleotides long. RefSeq names its product 1-acyl-sn-glycerol-3-phosphate acyltransferase delta. Gene Ontology annotation, cellular component: endomembrane system. The coding region runs from base 243 to 1409 and encodes 388 amino acids. NCBI's taxonomy places the organism in Eukaryota, Metazoa, Arthropoda, Insecta, Diptera, Muscidae. The transcript is spliced from 5 exons. Gene Ontology annotation, molecular function: 1-acylglycerol-3-phosphate O-acyltransferase activity. The record is from RefSeq and is a predicted model, not a curated record.